AUGUCUGUUCCUGAAUUCGUUGUAGGGGCUCUGGAUCAGGAGUCCUGGAAUGAAUGGGCAGAAAGGUACCAGGUAAAAGGGUUAAGUAUCUAUGAGUUGGAAGCCUAUGAUCCAGCAUCAAAAAUAAGUGACCCCCAAUAUCUAGCUCUGAGGGCAUUGUGGAAGGUUGGGCGGGCUAGUGAGUUCCAACCAGACAAAUGGGGAAUCCAGGGCGUUGAGGCUGCUACGGAGAAGCUGGCGAAGCUCAAGCAUUGGAAAAGCUUCCUUGAGGCGAUUUCACUAGAGACCAAUUUAGAUGAAAUGCUUCCCAUACAGGGUGACCUUGGCGCUUUUACGCUGAUUUGGUAUUAUGGCCAGCUCAUUCGCUGGGCGCCGAGUGCGGCCGAUACUGAAGAAAACGCCAAUUUCACUCCAUGCAAAAGCUUUUCCGAACAAACUCAUACACAUCCUUAUGCGACUCAUCUGGCUGAGUACCUGAAGAUAUAUGGAGAUCCGGAAGAGCAAAGGAAAGGAACAUGUGGACUACCAUCAAGCAGUGAGAGUCAAUUCUACCAGUCUUCCGAAACUGCCUGCAUUGAUCUAGACCCCGAAGCAUGCAGUGAUGACUCUAGACUGGAUCCAAGCUACGAGGAGCGGGAAGACUUUGCACAAGUCUCUGAUGAGAUUAUAGUUAAUGCAUACUUGCUGGGUCUGGCAAGUGUAGUAACCUUCUCUAUCGAAGGCGUCGAAGCCCACUGGACCCCAGAACGGAAGGGGUACAAAGUCUGUGAUGAGAAAGGCAUCAAGCUGUAUGAAGCACGGACGGAUGGUCAUAUGUACCUAAAUGGUAAUGGAAAGACCAAAGCCAUUGUCGAAGUCAAACCCGUGGUGCGAGCCGAAUUACCCCGGGUCAUGAUGCAGGAAGUCGCUCAAAUGGCGGCAUGGAUCCACGCCGAAAAGGACGUUUUACAGGAUGAAAACCUGGCGGAACAAUGGUUCCGUCGCUUGCUCUGGUCGAUGAAUCGACAUGAGCUAUAUAUAAUCAUUGCCGAGUAUAAUGGGGACUACGUCGACUAUUUGACGAAUCCACGAGGCCAAGCGGAAUGCGAAUCUUUCAUGACGAUGAAUCAGUUUGGCCCAUGGGACAUUAGAGACUCUACUCAGGUUGCUGAAUUUGCUGCCAUAUUAUUGGCAGUAACUUUACAGUUCAGUAAGGGUCUGCCCCUUAUCUGA
Aspergillus costaricaensis CBS 115574 is the source of this 1212-nucleotide messenger RNA. RefSeq lists its product as uncharacterized. The transcript has 3 exons. Bases 1 to 1212 code for a protein of 403 amino acids. The record is from RefSeq and is a predicted model, not a curated record. Lineage: Eukaryota; Fungi; Ascomycota; Eurotiomycetes; Eurotiales; Aspergillaceae.